AAAGCCCAGGACAGUUUGUGUUCCAGAGAUUAAAUAACCCUGGCCUGACUCAUUUUUUGUUACUGCCCAUCAAAACCCAGUUCCACUGAAACUACACCCUAAGUUUUUUAAGCCCAACCAUUUCUCAUAAAGGAAACCCUUCCUUUUCUCACCGUCUAGGAAAGUGCACUUCAAGGGUAUAUAUAUUAAAAAAAAAAUAAUAAAAAUACAGCAGUUAAUCUUUCCCUGGAGCCUGUGCUUGCUGCCUCAUGUCCAUUCCCAGCGCCGUCAAUCAUUACCCAGCCAGCGCAUUGUUCAGAAGGUGGAGCUGUCAGGCAGAAGGAACGAAAGGAAGCGACACCGGGAUUGGACAUGCACUGGCUAAAUACCUGGACAGCUUGGGUUUUGUGGUGUUUGCUGGGGUUUUGAACAAGGAUGGCCCCGGAGCUGAGGAGCUGCGGCGCUCCUGUUCCCAGAGACUCUCUGUCCUGCAGCUGGAUAUCACCAGUACCACUCAGGUCAAGGAGGCCUAUCUGGCAGUCUCAGAGAAGGUGCAAAAUGCAGGACUCUGGGGUGUCGUGAACAACGCAGGAAUCCUGGGCUUCCCUGCCGAUGGGGAGCUGCUCCCCAUGAGCACCUACAGACACUGCAUGGAGGUGAAUUUCUUUGGGGCUGUGGAGGUGUCCAAGACCUUCUUGCCGUUGCUCCGGAAAUCGCAGGGGAGGCUGGUGAACAUGUCCAGCAUGGCAGGAGGCAUUCCACUACCGAGGUACGCUGCGUACGGGGCAUCCAAAGCAGCUCUGUCCAUGUUUUCUGGAGUAAUGAGGCAAGAGCUUUCCAAAUGGGGCAUUAAAGUCACGGCAAUUCAUCCAUCAGGCUUCAGGACAGGUAUCGAAGGCACGGCUGAGCAGUGGGACGAGCAGGAGAAGGAGCUGAUGGAGAACCUCCCGGCAGACACGCGGCGCGCCUACGGGGACGAAUAUCUCCUGGGGCUGAGGAGCUACCUCCUCCACCUGCCCUCCCACUGUGCCCCCGACCUGUCCCCUGUGCUGGGCUCUGUCCUGCAUGCUCUGCUGGCCAGGAGACCCCAGGGCCUUUACACCCCUGGCAAGGGGGCUUACAUCCCGCUCUGCAUCUUCUGCUGCUUCCCCCUCUGGUUCUACGACUUCUUCAUUAGCAAGAUGCUGAGUGCUGGCUCCGUUCCGAGGGAGCUGAGAACGUCAGGAGAUGAAGGCAAGAACCUCUGAGGUGCCCACUGGUGUUUCUCUCACUGGGUGAGGUAGCUGGGAAGAACUCUGUGUGGACACUGCUGCUUAUUGUGCUUUAAGUUGCAUCGACACUGCCUUGCAAAGAGGGAACCAAAACCUCUUAACGUUUGUGUUAAGAGUGAUGUUUGGGAAAAGCAGUGGAUAAACAUAAAUUGAAAGCUAUUUUUUUUUUUGAGGAAUUUCAGUGUUUUCCUGUUGUCUUUGUAUCCUGCUUUCUGUGUAAAGUACUUCAUGGAAUUAUAUAGUUCCUGUCUGCUUCUAAAGGCAUCACCAACACACAGAUGCAGAACAUGUUUUUUUAAAGCAACAGAGUCACUAACCUUAAAUCUUCUAGGAGGUUAAAUAUAUUCCUAUUGUUAAAGAGACUUAGACCUGUGUAAUACAAGUCUUCUUCUCUACAGCUUCAGACUAAUAUAUUUGGGGUCUGGUGUUUUCAUUCUGUUGCUGUUGAACCUGAGAAAUUACUGUUCUUUUCCCCCAGGUUUCUAAUGUAGAGUUUUAAAGUUUGAAAUGUGUUCUCUUUGCUAGAAUAAGCAAUGUAUGUUAGUUGUGGGGGGAGGGUAAUGAAUGCAAACAGAUCAAGAUCUUUAUGAAGAGAUAAACCAUUUCCUUCCUGCAGUAAUAAAAAUAACCAUAGUGGGUGUAUCAGCUGCUCAUUCGAUCUGUCUGGGUCAUUCUGUGCAUUGCCUGUAUAUGCCUGUGCUUAUCUACUUGUCAGUAAAGUCUGAUGUCACUUCUGCUUUUUGUACAAUUUCUUACUCAAGUCUGGGUUUACAGAGAAUUCGUGUUUUUGCUCACUUUUCCUGAUACCUUCCUGUGUCUCCCUCUGCUCUGGGGGGAGUUUGUGCUCACUCAUCUAAGAUCAGACACUUUUUAUGUGGCUUUGCUGGAGUCCAGUGUCCAGCUUCUGAUAGACUGGGGUCACUCCUUUUCCCUAAAAUUUCAUUCCAGGAGCACCAGGUGCCCUCCCUGGUGCCCCAUACCAUAAACCCCUCGCCAGUGGUAUGUGGUUGGGCAACUCAGCAGUGUUUUCCCUACCUUAUUCCCUUUUUGCAUUGUCUGUCACAUCCUUAGGCUUUGAAAGGCUGUGAUAUUUUGAAAGAUUUCAAAAUCCUCACCCCCCUGAGUCCCAUGGUUUGGCCAUGUGUCCUGUCUUUGGCCAGAUGCAUUUCUCUUCCAGGGAUGAAAAACGAAAAGUGAUCACAUUCUGAGCUUUGAAUGUAGACACAUUUUUUUCCUGUCCUUUCUGAGCAACUUCUGACUCUCCUGUCAUAAUCCUACUUGUGAUGUGCUCUGGCACCCAACUGGACAAAAUCACUCUUUAAUUUGCUGCUGUGGUAUUUAUUCCCUCACUGUCCUGUGUCUGUUACACCAGUGCAAGGCUCCUGUGAACGCUCAGAGGGCUCAGGCCACCUUUUGAAUCUGUGCUCCAGUGGGGGAAGCCUCCUGUCCUGUACACUUUGUCACAAUACCUCCUUUUGCUACUGAGGUUUGUCACCUGGUGGGUUUAUAUCAGUGCCCUGGUUGUGGACUUUUACUUUCCUUGGAGAAAGUGUACUCAAUGUUUUGAACUCAGGAAAUCUGAGACUGUUUCUCUCUCUCUCUCUCAAUUUCUUCCUAUAUCUAUUUCCCCAAUUUUU
Molecule: messenger RNA, 2887 nt
Organism: Hirundo rustica (Barn swallow)
Lineage: Eukaryota; Metazoa; Chordata; Aves; Passeriformes; Hirundinidae
Gene: HSD17B2
Product: hydroxysteroid 17-beta dehydrogenase 2
Exons: 5
Coding region: 249-1226 (325 amino acids)
Molecular function (GO): oxidoreductase activity
Source: RefSeq, a predicted model, not a curated record